Sinocyclocheilus anshuiensis is the source of this 465-nucleotide messenger RNA. RefSeq names its product nanos homolog 1-like. The transcript has a single exon. The record is from RefSeq and is a predicted model, not a curated record. Gene Ontology annotation, molecular function: RNA binding; zinc ion binding. Lineage: Eukaryota; Metazoa; Chordata; Actinopteri; Cypriniformes; Cyprinidae. The coding region runs from base 37 to 465 and encodes 142 amino acids.
UGAUGAUGGGUGACACACACCUGACUCAACCCGGACAUGAUGCAGUCCUCCUCUAUGACCGAGAAGCGCGAGAAGAGCAUCCCAGCAGCUGACGGCUGUUUCCUCAUGUGGCGCGACUACAUGGAUCUCCGCAAGACUCUGUCGCAGCUGCUGGAGCAUCGCGACGAAGGACGAGCCUCAGCUGAGGGUAGGACACCCGCGGAGGGUUUCAUGAGAGCCGGCUCCACCAGCAGCGCCUCCAGCACCUUUGCCUCCUCCAGCCGCGACCUUCGCACCCCGCGAGACACCUGCGGAUUCUGCCGACAAAACGGAGAGACGGCGGUGGUUUACGCGAGUCACAGACUGAAAGCCCGAGACGGACGGAUCCUCUGCCCGAUCCUGAGGAGCUACGUGUGCCCGUUCUGCUCCGCCACUGGAGACUGGGCGCACACGCUGAGAAACACACCGAAGACCAGCAACAUGUGA